Molecule: messenger RNA, 1791 nt
Organism: Phaedon cochleariae (mustard beetle)
Lineage: Eukaryota; Metazoa; Arthropoda; Insecta; Coleoptera; Chrysomelidae
Source: the annotation of a GenBank genome assembly
AUGUCCCCCAUUCUGCCAGGCAGCGACAUGUUUGUCGACAAAAACAAUCCCAGCAGCAAGGCAAAAGAGAAGACCACAGUAAAAGUUGGCAGAAACUCGGGCAAAACCAAGGCGGCCAAAGAGACAAAUUUCAAUUCCCUCAUUCAAUCGCUGAGAAGCCAGAAUGAACAGCAACAAAAACUGAUUGAAAAUCUAACCAAAACAAUAGAACAACUGCGUGAAGACCUUGAAUCAAAAUUCCAUUACUACGUAGUAAGAAUUGAGACCCAAAGUCAGGUUAAAAAUCAGAUUCCACAAUGUCAUAGGUGCAAGGAGUACGGGCACAGUCAAAGGAACUUCAGAUGUCUCUACAGAUGCGUCAAGUGCGGAGAUCAGCACCCCACAUCCGAAUGUAGGAAGCCCCGCACAACUGACGCUAAGUGCGCCAACUGCAGCGGCAAACACCCUGCCAAUUACAGAGGAUUCCCGAAGUGCCCUAAGCCAGCAACAAAAGCAACCCCUCCAAAACCCAACCAGAAACCUACUCCAAAAACCCUCCCUGGAAGUGGAAAUACCCAGCCAGGGAAAUCCUAUGCAGCAGCGACUGCUCCCAAACCUCAACCCCAAAAGGCUAAAAGAGCCCCUCAACAAACCCCAACCUCAACCCUACCCCCGGACUUCAUGGAUCUCAUCCAGAAGGCCAUAGAAACCGCAUAUAAGGAACCUGAAUUCCAGGUUGUUGAAAAUGAGAGUCGGAUAUCCAUUACUAAGGAUGGAAAUAACCAAUAUGCUAUGUGUUCGACUCCCGUAAAUGCCGACUUGGUUCCUUGUAAAAAGGCACGGUUCGAUGUAAGUACCAUCAUUAAGAGGAAAAUAGAUCACGUGCCAUGUCAUUCAAAUGAACAGUUAUUGGAAAAUUCGAAUGACGUCAUCAACUCUCCGGUAGUUUCAGAUGAACUAAAACAGAACAUCAGUCAUAGAAAUAGUAGUAAUAAUAAUAAUAAUGAUGAUGAUAAUUUGCUUGAGAGGAAAUUAGAGAUAACCCCUGAAAGUUUUAAUACACCGAAGGAUUUCAACCUAUCCGAUACGGCCAACAGCAUGAUUCUCCCAAUAAACUCGGUCAAUGUCGAUUCUUUACCUCCGAGUUCUUAUAAGGAGUGUAACAUCUUAGAGGGAUCUUUUCAGAUAAAAAAUCGAGCACUGCGAAGUGUCCACCAUGUUACAGGUGUAUUCAUGUCACGCCGUGUCAGUCAUUUCAGUUUCUAUUUAUUGUAUGAAUGUAUCUUGCUGCAUACUAUCAAGAUGGCUAAUAAAAAUGGAAGACCUUUAACUGAUAAGGAAUUGAAUGAUAUACUUUCGGAAGAAAGUGAGGACGAACCGUUCAUAGAAUCGGAAACUGAAUAUGAACCCUGCAGUAGCAGUGAUAACAGCACAGAUAACAGCAGUAAUAACAGCACAGACGCUGAGGACUAUGAUGGGAAAAAUAUAGAAAACGAAGUCCGCCAUCAACAAAAUCUUGGAGGAGGAGACAAUGAUUUGGCAUGUCUUCCCCAUCAAUGGGGAGCUUAUGUAGAUUUGACUAUAAUAGAAAGAGAAUUGAUACGGGGCGUUUCGCAAAAGAAAAAGAAAUCUCUUCAGAACCUGCUAAAUCAGCAGUUUGAUAAGGAUUGGGAGGAGUUACAGGAACUGCACUGGUACCGGGCAUUACUGCACGGUCCUACUUCGAAUGAGGAGGAUCCUGAAGUUGAUCAGGACGAUGGAACAUGUGACUGCCUUGAAGAGGAACCAGCUAUCCACAUUCAGUUUUCCUGA